Molecule: messenger RNA, 1487 nt
Organism: Pelodiscus sinensis (Chinese soft-shelled turtle)
Lineage: Eukaryota; Metazoa; Chordata; Testudines; Trionychidae
Source: RefSeq, a predicted model, not a curated record
CCUUUCCUUCUCUCCACGUCCAGAGGCGCCAAGCAAUGGCAGCCGGAUGUCGAGUAUGCCCAGCAGUUUGCAGGUGCAGUCAUGUACCCCACCAAGGAGACAGAGAAAUGGGUGGCUCCUCCCUGGAAUGACAAAGACCCGAUACCUGAGAAGUCCCUCUCCAACCUGACGUUGAACUUCGGGCCCCAGCACCCAGCUGCUCAUGGCGUCCUGCGGCUGGUCAUGGAGCUGAGCGGCGAGACUGUGAAGAAGUGCGACCCCCACAUCGGCCUGCUGCACCGUGGCACAGAGAAGCUCAUUGAGUACAAGACCUAUCUCCAGGCUUUGCCGUAUUUCGAUCGUCUCGACUACGUGUCCAUGAUGUGCAAUGAGCAGGCCUAUUCCCUGGCGGUGGAGAAGCUACUGAACAUCACUCCACCCUUGAGGGCCCAGUGGAUCCGAGUUCUCUUCGGCGAGAUCACACGGAUUAUGAAUCACAUAAUGGCUCUCACUACCCAUGCCCUGGACGUCGGGGCCAUGACUCCGUUCUUCUGGAUGUUCGAGGAGAGAGAGAAGUUGUUUGAGUUCUACGAGCGGGUCUCCGGGGCUCGGAUGCAUGCGGCCUAUGUCCGGCCAGGCGGGGUGCACCAGGACAUGCCCCUGGGGCUGAUGGACGAUAUUUACGAGUUCUGCAAGAACUUCUCCAUCCGGAUCGACGAGCUGGAAGAGAUGCUGACGAACAAUCGGAUCUGGAAGAACCGCACGAUUGACAUUGGAGUCGUAACCGCAGAGGAGGCUCUCAAUUACGGUUUUAGUGGGGUGAUGCUCCGCGGCUCUGGAAUCCAGUGGGAUCUCCGCAAAACCCAGCCCUACGAGGUGUACGACCAGGUGGAACUGGACUUGCCCGGGCUAAGCCUGCUUCCCCCCCGUGGUGCGGCAGGGGUGGAGGAGAUGCGCCAGUCACUCCGCAUCAUCCUGCAGUCUCUCAACAAGAUGCCCGAGGGGGAGAUCAAAGUGGAUGACGCCAAAAUCUCUCCUCCCAAGAGAGCUGAAAUGAAGACCUCCAUGGAGUCGCUGAUCCAUCACUUCAAGCUGUACACAGAGGGCUACCAGGUGCCGCCCGGAGCCACGUACACGGCCAUCGAGGCCCCCAAGGGCGAGUUCGGCGUCUACCUGGUCUCCGACGGCAGCAGCCGCCCCUACCGCUGCAAGAUCAAGGCCCCCGGCUUUGCUCACUUGGCCGGCCUGGAUAAGAUGUCGCGGGGUCACAUGCUGGCGGACGUGGUGGCCAUCAUCGGCACGCAGGAUAUCGUCUUCGGGGAGGUGGACAGAUGAGCUGCUGGCCCUGUGGGCGGCCGCCUGCGAGCCAGGAGCAGUGACCUGGGAGCCCUGCCCUCGCGGUGGUGCACGGUGCCAGUCUGGGCGGGCCGUGUGUGGGUGGGUGCACGUGUGGGUGUGCGCUGCUGCCCGUGCCGGGACUGCGCUAAUAAAGCUCCCUCUGCAGCCUC